Messenger RNA from Colletotrichum destructivum, 3162 nucleotides. Its product is annotated as Putative 2EXR domain-containing protein. Lineage: Eukaryota; Fungi; Ascomycota; Sordariomycetes; Glomerellales; Glomerellaceae. The transcript is spliced from 2 exons. The record is from RefSeq and is a predicted model, not a curated record. The coding region runs from base 281 to 1792 and encodes 503 amino acids.
CCCAAUUUGGAAUCACCACUUGUUCACUGUCCACUCCACUGUUGGGAAGCAACCGUGCCUCAACCACCCAUUCACCGCUUCUUCCCCCCAUCUCUUGUUCCAGCUACUCGUCUCUCUACCGUUCUACAUUGCCUCUUCACCUUCCCGGCAAGCCUGUGAUUCACUUGAACGAUUGAUUACCGGCAUGUAAUACCUCUGCAGUCGCUGCUGUCUGGCUUGGACCCAACUCCAUCCCAACUUAACCUCCCAUCUUCGCAUAUCAUAGCAUUCUCCCCGGAGUAUGCCAUCGCCAUUCUUUUCAUCAGUCUCUCAGAAGCAGCACCUUGGGUUCCAGUCACCACGACGAGAUUUCAAACGAAUGUCGCCCAUCAUGCCAUCGGUCGUCAAAUUCAAUAUCCCGGCGUCUGCGCGCUCGUUCCACCCCUUCUCGAGGCUGCCCCCCGAGAUCCGCUCCCAGAUUUGGGAGCACGCGAUCCUCGAUCCCGGCAUGCAUUUUCUCCGUCUCAAGACUGCUGCUCGCGUCGCGCACAUACCAUCACCGCUGAUGACCUUCCCUAUCGACGACGAUGACGAUGGGGAACGGUCCGACCCUCUUCUUGACUUCAGCCGAGAAUCACUGCCCUCGGCGCUCUGGCCCGCCACCCUGGAGCCCCAAUACCCGACACCUCAAGCCAAUCUUUCCAACUACGUUACCCUCAACCGAACCCUCUCCAAGUUGUCGGUCACCUGUUUCGAGGCAUCGACUGUCGUUCGACGUCUGAUCAACCAGCCUGGGGGCGUCAAGUUGAACGGCGGUCGGGUUGUGUCGCUGGCCUCGUCGUCCGACGUGGUGUGCUUGGAGUACCUGUCCGCCGACAACUUCCGCAGUUGGUGUCGUAUGGCUUUGGACAUUGAAUGCCAAGAACUUGCCAACAUACGCCAUGUGGCCAUACCAUACUGCCAUGGCUGGGAGGCCGCAGGCACCGCCUUUCGCUGCAGCCACUGUGGCAGCCAGCAUGGCUCGCGUGUGAGGAAAGUCUAUCCCGUCCACCUAUACGAGUUCCUUGCACGUCACCUGCCGAAUCUCGAGACCUUUUACUUCAUCGACUAUCUAAUCGUAAAGAGAUCUCUGGGGGUCAACUCGACGGACGAAGCCCUUCAAGAAACCGACCCGAUAACGCCCGGUGUCCCGACCCCGGCCCCAGAACACCGGGCUGACAAGUCCGACAAGCGCAAAAAGGAGGACGCCCUUGAUGGGAACCCGUCACCAGACAAGACGGUCGAUCCGGCCAAGGCCUCCAAUGCUGGCACCGUCGCCGCAAUCCUUGAAGCAGACCAGGUCAGCCCGAACAGCAAUACCAAACGCUUGGGAAAGACUUUCAGGAGCGAAGGCAGAAUCUUUCGAGAACUUGAGGAGGAUGAGUGUAAUGUCAAGUCUAGUGUUAUCGACACCCUGUCCUGGAUUCAAAAAAGGUUCAUGAUAUACGCCACCGGCAGCAAGCUCAGCAAACACGCGCAUCCCGACAAGGUCAAGUUCAAGGUGUUGGCCUGCGAAUGGAUCGACAAGGACUCGGGGAUACUCCCAAGGCUGAAAAGGGCAGCCCCCGUGAUUAGGAAGCAUGUCAACAAGAGAUUGCGACCCUUGCCGGAGAGAUCACCUCGAAGGAGACUACUGUCGGCGAAGCCAGGCGCGACGCCCUUGUCGCCACGGCCAUCCGUGACGGCAUCUCCAGUUUUGAAAAAUAAGUUCGAAUUCGUUUUUGGACAAGAGAGCGAUAGUGCCUUCGAGUUUAGCACGGAAACCGAGCCUUGAUGUCGGGAAAGGAUGUGAAAGACGGCCGUGGCAGGGUGUUGAGGACUCACACGCCUUUGGAGGAAGGGGGCGCGUUGCGACUGGCAGCCUUGUAGUAUCCAGACACUCUCCUACGACGGGGAAGAACACCCGCAAUACCCUAGCAAGAACAUGAAUUAUUAAUGACAAGACGUCGGUCUCAGGCUACCUGUAUCAGUGUUUGCCAAGCCAGAGAGUUUCGGAUCCAAGAAUUGUUAGCCUUCGGGGCGAGAGUCGAAUUAAUUCUCCGCGCGUUGGAAAGUCUAGACCCAUCCAAAGAUGCGCCACGGGCGGUGCAGCACCAGUAUUGCCAGAUGACAGACAGGGUGAUGUCACGACCUUGCUGUACUGCGUGCUGCACGCGCCGCCGCUCUCUGGCUCGCCCUGAACGAUCCUCCAUCUGUCUUUCCGUUGCCUCGCCAGGGUAGAUGCAAAGAUGGGGUCGAAAGAGGAAGCAUUAUCAGUCAGACGCGCAAUCGGGAUACAAGCGAGGCCUAGACCGGGUCUUCUUUUGAAUGAUUUCCCCAGGCUCCCUAGCGGGCCACAGCGGAAGAUCGUCGCCGAUCCUCCUUGGUUUGGGAUUUUUGCUGCCCCCCUCCCCCCCUGGCUGGGCUGACGGCCUCCAGGGUCCCACCAUCAGGAGUGAGGAUGGCAGAUUGGCCGACUUGGAUGGGAGUUUCCUUCCCGGAGUUCGGUUACACAAGUGUGUUUCUGGGUGUGUUCUCUGCAUGGUCAUGGAAGAGUUCUCCGAAGGAAUGCUGCUUGAAUCCACCCAUCACCAACAGCGAGCCACUCACUACCAGAUGACCCCAAAUACAGCAUAGCGAGAGCAAACCUUGGCCCAUUGAGUCUCAGAGUACCCAGCAGCAAGCCCUAAGCAGAUGAAAUAAACGAGCCGCGUACGUCACUCUCGAGACAUAGACUGGCGUGCAAGGAAAAACAAAACGAAACACUUCAGCUGGCUUUUGUGUUGCGAACCAUCGUCAAAAGUCAGCAACAGGGGCGCAGGAAGUCUAGACCGCUCCACCAUCAUUCCCCAGAGAACCUCCCCCCCUCCCCCCUGAUUCUCUUUGGGGAUGUGGGUGCCUGCAUUGCAAACACACCAUGCACACAUCUUCUUUCCGUAGUCCCUUGACGUCAUUGCCCAAAGUCUGCCACAUCCCACUUGGCGGGACGGUCUGGGCCGGGCUUUUUCUCUUUCGUCCCUCGAGACCACAGGGCAGAUAGGAUCCCUCGGGGCCACGAGAUUUCAGCGGUUGCAGGAAACCAUCGCUUGGCCAGAUUGCCUAUGCUCGGCGCCCCGCGGUUCCUCAAAGUACCGCUCCCUGGUGUUCUAGACCGCCGAUGCAUCU